This is a messenger RNA of Scomber japonicus (chub mackerel), 1179 nucleotides long. RefSeq names its product zona pellucida sperm-binding protein 3-like. Gene Ontology annotation, cellular component: extracellular matrix. Lineage: Eukaryota; Metazoa; Chordata; Actinopteri; Scombriformes; Scombridae. Bases 1 to 1179 code for a protein of 392 amino acids. The record is from RefSeq and is a predicted model, not a curated record. The transcript is spliced from 9 exons. Gene Ontology annotation, biological process: positive regulation of acrosome reaction; binding of sperm to zona pellucida; egg coat formation. Gene Ontology annotation, molecular function: acrosin binding.
AUGAAGCAAACGUACAGAGACGCUUUCUGUCUGCUCUGUGGAGUGUUAGCAUUAGCAUUAGCAUUAGCAUUAGCAGACGCUCAGGACUGGAACAAACCAAACCAGCAACGAGCAGCUGUCCACCAGGAGAAGCAGUCCCACCAGGAGCCGCUGGCCUGGAGCUUCCCGGAGCCGCCGGCUGAGGAGGAGCCUCGCUUCCCUCCAGACUUUGAGCUGAGGACUCCGACGGCGGCCGACAGUGUGAGCGCUGACUGCAGGGAGAGCUCGGUCAGAGUGGAGGCCAAGAGAGACCUGCUGGGGAUCGGCAGACCGGUCCGGACUGCAGACGUCACGCUGGGAGGAUGUCCGGCCUCGGGGGAAGAUCAGGAGCUCCUGGUGUUUGAGUCGGAGCUGCACGGAUGUGGAAGCCAGCUGCUGAUGUCUGAGGAUUCGUUCGUCUACGUCUUCACGCUGCUGUACACGCCCAGUCCUCUCGGAGACAGUCCCAUCGUCCGGACCAGAGACGUCAGCGUUAGCAUCCAGUGCCAGUACCAGAGGAAGCAUGAUGUGAGCACUGGGCUGCUGAAACCCACCUGGAUGCCGUUCAGUCACCUCAAAACCUCAGAGGAGAAUCUGUACUUCUCCUUCAGACUGAUGACCGAUGAUUGGCAGUUCCCUCGUCCGUCCAAUCAGUUCGUGCUGGGAGACGUGAUGAAGUUCGAAGUGUCGGUCAAACAGUUUCACCACACGCCUCUCAGAGUGACGGUGGACAGCUGCGUGGCAACCGUCGCCCCCAACGUCGACACAGUCCCUCGAUACUCCUUCCUGGGGAACAACGGGUGCCUGUUUGACAGUCAGCUGACCGGCUCCAGCUCUCACUUCCUGCCUCGGACUCAAGACGACAGGCUGCAGUUUGAGGUGGAGGCGUUCAGGUUCCAGCAGGACUACAGCGGCGUGAUCUACGUCACCUGCAGCGUGAGAGCGAGCGUAGCCUCGGCAGCCGUCGACUCCACCAACAAGGCCUGUUCCUUCGCUAACGGGUGGAGCGAAGCCAGCGGCAGCCAUCAAGCUUGUUCCUGCUGCGAUACGGUCUGUGGGACAGGAAGUAACCCAACAGGAAGUGACCUGACAGGAACAGGUCAGUGGGAAGAAGAAACGGCCGUUGGACCAAUCGUAGUGAAGGAGAAACUUCUACAAUGA